This is a messenger RNA of Gamsiella multidivaricata, 1521 nucleotides long. RefSeq names its product bacterial low temperature requirement A protein-domain-containing protein. NCBI's taxonomy places the organism in Eukaryota, Fungi, Mortierellomycota, Mortierellomycetes, Mortierellales, Mortierellaceae. Bases 1 to 1521 code for a protein of 506 amino acids. The transcript has 5 exons. The record is from RefSeq and is a predicted model, not a curated record.
AUGUCCCAAGCGCGGAAACAAGACUCGGAAAGCUAUCCUGUCCACACGAACGACACCACUACCACCACCCCCCCUACCACCGCCAGCCACCACAAUGCGUUCGAGAACAUGCUGAACAUGGACGAGAUCGCCCGUGAGGACGCCGAGAUCGGUCGUGCGGAAGCUGGCAGGGAUUUCAAAUCCCCCACGGGCGCGUUUGUGAGCAACAACAACAACAACAACAACACCAACCACAUCAACAACGACCACGACGCCGUGGGACUGGGCGAAGGGUUGUCGACGACGAUCACGUACUCGGAUCCACCAACAUAUGAGGAAGGCUUGGGACAUCGGGUGCGUUGUCAUGCCAAGUUGUUGAGGAACCACCAGAUUGGUGGAAAGGUCACGAACAUCGAGUUGUUCUUUGACCUGGUCUUUGUUUAUGCGAUCAGCGUUAUCUCUGAAACCAUGGUCCAUCAUCUUGUAUGGGAGGUCGUUCUUGAGAUGUUGGUCGUUACGUUGGCCAUCUGGUGGGCAUGGGUCUUCAGUACAUGGGUGUUCAAUUGGUUCAAUCCCGAGUCUUACCUGGUACGACUCCUGCUGAUGGCCUUGAUGCUCGUCAACCUGAUCAUGUCUGCGUUUAUCGGGGAGGCCUACGGGAGCCAAAGUCUACUCUUCGCGGGGAUGUACGUCCUGAUCCAGGUCGGAAGGAACGUGGCCGCAGUGCUGGCGUUGCAUGGACACAAGCUGCAGAGGAACUUCAUCCGACUGCUCAGUUGGUUCCUCAUGACCGCCGUGCUCUGGUUGGUCGGGGGUGCCAUUGGGGGGACCACCCGGAAUGUGCUCUGGACGGUCGCGAUCGUUCUCGAGUAUAUCUCGCCCGCGGCUGGAUUCUAUACCCCGGGACUUGGCAAGUCCAUCUCGACGGAUUGGGAGAUUCAUGGGGGACAUAUGGCUGAGCGAUGCUCGUUGUUCAUCAUCAUUGCAUUGGGCGAGUCCAUUGUUGUCACAGGAGAGGCCUUCAGGGAGGCCUUCCAUGAACCCGCAGGGAUCGGAAUGUUCAUCGUCUCCUUCGUCGGUGCCACCGCCAUGUGGUGGAUCUACUUCCACACCGCCUCCUCAGAGGCCGCAGAGUACGUCGAACACAGUGCCGACCCCGGCAAGAUGGGUCGACUCGCCUACACCUAUAUCCACGUCCUGAUGGUCAUCGGCAUCAUCUGGUGCGCCGUUGCGGACCGUAUCAGUAUGGAAGACCCCUAUAUGGUCCCGCACCAUGAGCACGACAAGAUGAUUUAUGUGGCCAUCAUGAUCGGGGGUCCUUCCUUGUUCGUACUCGGUCAUGCCUUGUUCCGUCGUACGUUCUGCUCAAGGAUUCCUGCGGCCCAUCUGAUGACCGUUGCCGCAUUGAUCUGUGCGACCCCCAUUGGGAUUUUCUUGCCGCUCUGGGCCACAGCCUUGACGACGACGAUCUUGCUAGUGUUGUUGGGCGCGUGGGAGUCCUACUUUAGAUGCGUUAUCCUUCCUAACCCCCAUACCGCGUAA